GGAAAGCCUUCUUCUUACGUCUUACUGUGAAGAGCAGACAGACGCCGGUGACAAGAGAUAAGUAUAAGGCGAUCUCCCCUGGUGGGGCACAAUCCAAACCAACUGCGAUGCUAAACAGCUCCCUCCUGGACCAGGCGAGGCAGAGCAGCCAGGAACUCGGCGCUGUACACAGCUCACACUAAGCCCAGCCUGCAGCCACUUCCUGCUGAUCCAUCCCACACUCACAGAGGGAGACAUUGUUGCAGAGUCCCAGGAACUGAUACAUGUGAAGGACUUCUCAGCAUCUCCACUCCAGUCUCAGCUUCACUCACAGCUCAUCGCACGGCAGCAGCUUCUCACUGCCCAGGCACCAUGACUGCGGAGAUCCAGCAGCCCCCCUCUCAGACCCCUGCCCAGAGCAGCCCCAUGUCUGCACCCCCUGAGAAGCACAGUGUGCAGACCUCGGUCAUGGAGUCAGCCUCCUGCAAUACAAAGGCCAAGAAGACCAACGCUGGGAUCAGGAGGCCAGAAAAGCCUCCAUACUCCUACAUAGCCCUGAUAGUGAUGGCCAUCCAGAGCUCCCCCACCAAGAGGCUGACACUCAGCGAGAUCUACCAGUUCCUGCAAAGUCGCUUCCCUUUCUUCAGGGGGUCCUACCAAGGAUGGAAAAACUCAGUCAGGCACAACUUGUCCCUUAAUGAGUGUUUCAUCAAGCUCCCCAAGGGACUGGGCAGACCUGGCAAGGGCCAUUACUGGACCAUUGACCCAGCCAGCGAGUUCAUGUUUGAAGAAGGUUCCUUCAGAAGAAGACCCAGGGGCUUCAGGAGGAAAUGUCAAGCGCUGAAGCCCAUGUACAGCAUGAUGAACGGUCUGGGCUUCAACCACAUACCAGAUACCUACAGCUUCCAGGGCUCUGGUGGGUCUAUCUCCUGCCAACCCAACGGCCUGUCACUGGACGGUGGCAUAGGGAUGAUGAAUGGGCAUCUGCCGAGUAACGUGGACGGAAUGGGCUUAACUGCACACUCCGUGUCGCAUCUUGCGUCCAACGGUGGCCACUCGUACAUGGGGAGCUGCACGGGAUCUUCUGGGGGAGAUUAUCCCCACCACGAUGCUGCCUCUCCUCUCCUAGGAGGAAGUGGGGUGAUGGAGCCCCAUUCUGUGUACUCCAACCCAGCCUCAGCCUGGGCUCCUUCAGCUUCUGCCCCUUACAUCAAGCAACAGCCCCUAUCACCCUGCAACUCUGCAGGCAACACCCUGUCCUCCAGCCUCUCAUCCCACACCCUGGACCAAUCUUACCUGCACCAGAACAGCCACAACACGGCAGACCUGCAAGGUAUGGUACCUACCUUCUGUAUUGAUAAUGGGGGUUGCAGGUUUUAGAUGUAGUACACCUGGUCUAAUGGGGGAAUUUAGAUAACAAUUUGAGGACACUUAGAGUGGAGCAGUUACCAUGGAAACUCAUGGAAUGUUACAGCUGAUUUCUCCACUCUUAGAACAUUGCUACAAAUAUUAAUGCGUUUCAGCCAAUAGACAAUGCAUUGAUCCGAUCAGUUAUUCAGAAACCCCUUUCUUAUCAUUAAACCUGUCCAUGCCAGAGUCCGAGAAAAAUUCCCGUGUUUACCGUAAUCCUGACAGUAGAAAAAGAAGCCCAAUUCCAAACCUUAAACGGUUAAUGACAAUAAAUAACAGCGUUAUGCAGACUGACUCUGUGGGUGCUUGCAAAACACAUUAUCAAUAUCCAGCGUUUAACAAUCCCAUCAUAAACAAAGCCCCCAAAGUGGUGAAUUAUAUAAUGUAACAAGAUGCUCUAAUUACAGCUCUGUGACAUCAGGGAGAUUGCUCAUAUUCCUGAGAAUGUAGUGACUCAUGGAAAGUAGCAGGGAAUGAUCCCAGCACUGUCCUCAUGCAGCACUCAUGGCCUGGGAGACACACACAGAUCCCAUGUAAACAGAGUGGGCACACAUGUGUCCCACAUCCCUGGGAUGGGAUGGCAGUAUUUAGAGUGGAGCCACUGGGACUGCAAGCAGGAAUAAUUAGGGAUGAUGAGGGUGAGAGCUGUCUGCAUGCCCUAGGCUUACUCUGGUCCAUGGGGGAUUGUCUCAGCUUCUCAAAUCCCAAAAUACAGCAUUUCAAGCCAUUCCCUCUGCACGCAUUGCUGUACUUCUCACGGCCAAACCGUGCAUUGAGCAAUGAGACAGCUAAACGGAUACAACGUAACUAAUCACAGCAUAACUGAUACAUUGUAACCGUUACACUACGCAUUGCACUCUUAUUAUACGCACAUAUCGCUGUAGAAUUAAAAGUGUGCUUUGCAUAUUAUCACACUAUCAUUCCCUGCAGUAAAUUGUCUUUUAGACAUGCUUUGUCACUGUGAGUCUCAGGAACUAAUUAGUCAGUCUGCCUUAUUUCCCAACAUGCCAGUUAAACUUAAAUAGUAUAACAGCAGCUUUCUUCCCAUGACAUAAGUAACUAUUACAGCUGUGCCCAGAGCUCGAUACAACUACAAUUUAUUCUAUUAGUAUAUUGUGUCUAAAUUAUAAUUAUAAGGCUAGCAAAAUAAAUAGUAUUUAGAUUAAUACAAUAUUAGGAGCGAGCUGCUGCUAUUGCAAAUUCACAAAUAACAAUUAAUAAUAAUAAUAAUAAUAAUAAUAAUUGCCGAUCCAUAUUUUGUUCUUUCUUCGGAAAGUUUUGCCGUUUUAUAAUUUUUAAAUGCAAUAAAUAGGAGAGCGAUUUCACUUUAUAUAUUAUUACAAAAUUCAGAAUUAAAUAAUUUACAUCCCGGGGGCAGAAUCACACUGUGUCUAACAACGUUCACAUUUCCAUGGAAACCUUAAAUUAGUAUUAUUAAUAUGUAAUCUAAAUAUAUAUUCUGCAAGGUUUUACGUCUACAAUAUAUGGAAUAUCACACAAGUAAUUGAUUUGCAGAAUAUAAUGCAGAGUAUCGGUGAAAGAGAGAUGAUUUAUCCAAAUCUGUAGGAUUCCUCCCCAGCUAAGUGACAGUAUAGAUGUGAUAGUAUAUAUGUAAUAAUAUAUUAGUAAUAUUCAUAGUUUAGUUUAUGUCAGGGCUGCACACGAUGACUGCUAUGAGAGAGCCUGCUUUGUGGCAACAUUGUAUCCAGUGCGGUGUUUGUAUCUUGUGCUAAUCAGUGUCUCCUCUUUUUCACCCCAGGUAUCCCCAGGUAUCACUCCCAAUCUCCCAGUAUGAAUGACAGAAAGGAGUUUGUCUUCUCCUUUAAUGCCAUGGCUUCAUCGUCAAUGCAUGCAGGGAGCGGAUCCUAUUACCACCAGCAAGUUAGUUAUCAAGAUAUCAAGCCCUGUGUCAUGUGAUCUGUAACAGGCCCAAACCCCAGGGCCCCUGGGGGACACCAGCUAGAGACUCAGUAUGUGGGCUUCACCGGUCACAUUACAACAGAACUCCUGAGAUACCAGCUUUUUGACACUCUGGCAGCCAAAUGGUUAAAUCAGUUAACCUGUUCACUAAAGAGGUAUUAUUUUUAUUUUUGAAUUUUUUUAUUAAAGUCAAAUCUAAAGAGGAAGUGACUUUGCUAGUUAACCCUUUGUGCACUAAAGGGCAAAAUAGAAGACUGUAAACAUAUUUUUGAAAUAAAACUUAAAAAAAAAUAUCAAUAAAAUAAUUUAAAGUAUUCUGAAAUACAUAAUUGCAAUUUUUCUUCAUCCCUAAAUUUCUGGGCAACACAACAAGUCCCUAAUGGCACAGACUUCUCUGGUAAGGGUUAUAAAAACAACAUGUACCUUUAAUUUAAUAAAAGCAAAAAUAUAGUUUGGCAAACAGAUUAAAUAUUAUUAAUUCUCUGUCUGCAAACAGUAUGCACAUUAUAAAUAUUAGUUUUAAAUGAACUAUUCAGUUAGGACCAUAAAUUAAUGAUUAUGAAUAUUUUUUUUCAAUUUGCCUCAUUAUGAACUUAUUAUUCACUACUUGUAGUGUGUUAUGCUGUCCCCUUGGACAAUGGAUGUUCAGAUCAGUACUGCCAUUUGCAGAGUUGUCAUGGCACUUUUUAACACUCUGUUAAUUUAUUUAUCUUUUUUUUUAUAAUUAUUACUAGAGAGACACCACCUUGCAUUAAAAAUUAUCAGUAUUAAAAUGGUGUUUUUUUUGUUGGCAAUAUUUGCCUUGUGAAUCCUUUUCUCCUAUGUCACUGUAAAUGUGGAACAAAUUGAUGUUCUGUGUAAAGUCAAACUCUAUCAUGUUUUAUAUAAAUCUAUAUAUAAUGAAGGACUAUUUUCUUUCUUUCUUUGUAUUUAGGGUGAUGUGCCCAGCACAGACACCGAUUGUUAUUUUCUCUGCACUGUACAAAAAAUUUAUGAUUUUUUUUUUGUAAUGUUGUCUUGUGUACAUUUAACAAAACAAAAACAGAACAAAAAAACAACAAAAAUAAA
Pelobates cultripes (western spadefoot toad) is the source of this 4377-nucleotide messenger RNA. The record is from the annotation of a GenBank genome assembly. Lineage: Eukaryota; Metazoa; Chordata; Amphibia; Anura; Pelobatidae.